AUGGCUUACCAGACUGAGGUGAUAAGCUCUCAGCCCCAGGUGACAGUUACCAGCUACACUAUAUCCUCAGGCUCCACAGACUGGAGCUCCAAUGUAUGCGAUUGCUGUGAAGACUGUGGCAUCUGUCUGUGUGGCACAUUCUUACCCUGCAUCCUGGGAUGCAAAGUGGCUCAGGAUCAUGGAGAGAGCUGCUGUCUGCCUUUCCUCCCAGGGGCCCUUAUCGCCCUGAGAACCAGCAUCCGCAGCAAGUACAAUAUUUCGGGCUCUAUCUGUGAUGACUGGGUGAUCAUGGCCUGCCUACCUCACUGUGGACUCUGUCAGAUGGCCAGAGAGCAAAAGAUGAGAGGCUGA
Messenger RNA from Megalops cyprinoides (Indo-Pacific tarpon), 351 nucleotides. It is a transcript of the gene cnfn, whose product is annotated as cornifelin. The record is from RefSeq and is a predicted model, not a curated record. Gene Ontology annotation, cellular component: cornified envelope. Lineage: Eukaryota; Metazoa; Chordata; Actinopteri; Elopiformes; Megalopidae. The transcript is spliced from 3 exons. The coding region runs from base 1 to 351 and encodes 116 amino acids.